This is a messenger RNA of Helianthus annuus (common sunflower), 4579 nucleotides long. RefSeq names its product protein FRIGIDA-ESSENTIAL 1. Bases 94 to 1845 code for a protein of 583 amino acids. The record is from RefSeq and is a predicted model, not a curated record. The transcript has 8 exons. Lineage: Eukaryota; Viridiplantae; Streptophyta; Magnoliopsida; Asterales; Asteraceae. Gene Ontology annotation, molecular function: metal ion binding.
UUAAUUUGUAAGCUUUCCACCAAACCCUCAAACGUCACCCACCGCACGGUGAUACUACACACACUUUAGUCACACAUCCUUUCAACCUCGAGAAUGACGUCACCCUCCGCCGUUCCUCCGAUUGCCGCGGCGGCCGGAGAUCAACCUGCAACCGCAUCGGACUCUGAGGAAUACGAGUAUGAGGAGAUCGAAGUAGAGGAGGAGGUUGAAGUUGAAGAAUUCGUCACUGACGACGAUAACGAGGACAAACUAGCAUCCAAGGAUGAGAAAUCUCCUCAAUGUGGUGAUGGGAUCAUGACUGUCGAGACUGCAAACCCUAUAAACGAAUGCAGCAAACAAGUGCCUGCGACUGACAAAGUUCUACAUUCCGAGGAACAAACUGCACAACAACAAAAGGAAUCCAAGUGCACCGACUUUUCAAUGAAAACUUGCAGACACGAUCAAUCUGUAGUUCCUGCAGGGAAACCUACAUUGAUAUCUAAUGAUGAGAAAUCUUCUCAAUAUGAUGGUGGAAUCGUGACUGCGGAGACCGCAAAUCCUAUAAAUGAAUGCAGUAAACAAGUGACUGCAUCUGACAAAGUGGACAAAGUUCCACUUUCCGAGGAACACACUACACAGGUGAAGACAGAGGAUUUCGAGGAUGUACAACAAACGGAAUCCAGAUUGGAUGUUGAUGUCACCCUGAUAAGACCUAGAAGUUUGUCACCUGCAAUGGAAAUUAAUAAAGGAAACAAACGGCUAGCUAUUGGAUGUAAGUUCUUUGCAUUAGGUUGGUGCAUUAACGGAUCUUCUUGUAGGUUUCUUCAUGUGAAAGACGGUACAGAUGCUGGUGCCAUACAAAACAAGACUCAGAAAAGUGUUGAAGGUGUAAGCGAUGGCACACAAUCUUAUAUGUCCAUUGAUGUGGAUAAAGUUAAUCCUCCUGUUAAAAUGACUGGUUCAUCUAAUGAUGUGGAUAAAGUUAAUCCUCCUGCUAAAGCAGAUAGUUCUCAACAUGGACCUUUAAGUAAUCCAUCAAAGGAUUUGCCAAAAAAAGAAGAAUUUGGUGGUAAAGAAUACCGUUUUGCGCUUAAUAAUCAUGUUUACAUCCCAAGUUAUAAUAGUUCGGUUCUACCCAGAACUACAAGUAAGUUAAGUUCGUCACCUUGGAAGUCCGAUUCAAAAUUUUCCAGUUACGAUUGGGAGGCAUCAAAGCCUUUUAGGUCAGCAUUUCUUAUUUCUAAAGGAAUAUCUUCUCCAGAUAUCCAGUUUGAUCCAAUUGUUACUAGUACCGACCCACCGCCAAAAAAUGGUGAUAAGUUAUCCAAAUUAUCACCUUCUGUUAAAGAGAAAUUAAAAACAGAAAAUGGUUCUAUUGGCAGUCAUGUAAAUGGCAAUAAUGGUAUUAAUGUGGACAGUAAUGAAGCUGCUGGUGCUAAAACUAAACAGGAAACUAAAAACAGUGAAAGUAAGGGAAAAGACCACCCCGGGGAUGUAGUACAAGCAAGUAAAGUACAUUUUAGUAGUCACGAUUCUCUUGGCGGGCCUACAAAAGAAGUUAAUAAUCAUAAACUAGUAUUUGAUGUGGGAGGGGACAUGCAUAGAGAAUCUAAACCUGUGAGACAUUUCCGUGCUGCUUUGGUUGAGUUUGUGAAAGAGUUAGUGAAGCCAACAUGGCGUGAUGGUAAAUUGAGCAAAGACGCCCACAAACUGAUUGUUAAAAAGGCUGUUGAUAAGGUCCUUACCACCUUACCACCGGAGCAUAUUCCGAGUGUCAAAGAAUCUAUUGACAUGUAUCUUACCUCAUCCCAGACAAAACUGAUGAACCUUGUAGAGGCAUAUAUUGCGAAGUAUGGAAAAAUAUGACAUCUUUUCUUGUAAGUGGAGAGCACUCCUCGUUAAAUGAUAUUAGCAAGUCAUAGCACAAGCCACAAACGACAUAUGUUGCAUUAUCUUCCAUGCUGCAUUGAGUAGUUUUACCUUCUGCUUUCUUUAUGGUUAGCAAAAAUUGGGGAUUAUUUGCAAUAAUGAAACUCAUAGAUGAUGGAGAUGCUGGAAUUUAGUUGGCAUAGUUUUGAUGAUAUGGUGGCAGAAGUAGACCAGGCCGGGCCUGGGAGGGGCCCUGGGCUUGGGUUACUGUUCCUGAAUGCAUACAAGGCCAACAAAGAGGAGAGAAUCAGAUGAGUUUGUAUGUGCUGCUGUUUAUCAUCAUUAAGGUAUGUGAGUAACCUACAAUCAAUUUAAGAUUAUGUCACUGAUAGCAAUUUUGACUAGGGGUGUUCAGCAUUCGUUUCGAAUUCGAAAAAUUUGAACUUCGAUUAAAUUCGAUUCGAUUAUCAGGAAUUCAUUUCGAUUAUAAGAAUUCGAAUUCGAUUCAAUUCGAGUCAAGUCAAUCGAAUACGAAUUUAUAAUACAUAUAUAACUUUUAUUGGGCUAUACUAUAAAUUAUUUUCAAAAUUUAUUACAAGUACUAAAAUUACCCAUUACCAAACCCACUACAUGGCCCAUAACUAAAACCUAAGUAGCAAAUCUAUUAGUAUAUUUCUAACCCUAAAAAAAUUAACUUGUAGUGGUUAUUCCCGAAUUCUCGUUUUGAAUGUUAUUAUGGUACUUUAUUUGGAAUGUUUUAUGGCUGCUUUAAAACUUAUGUUUCAUUUUAAUAGUUAUUUACAUGUUUUAAAAGAAACGAAUCAAUUCGAUUCGAAUUUGAAUUUUUAAUCGAAUACGAAUUGGGUUUUUUUAUUCGAAUCGAAUUGGGUAGGUUUUAAUCGAAUACGAAUCGAAUUCGAAUUCAAGGAAAAAUAAAAAUAAUUCGAUUCGAUGAACACCCCUAAUUUCGACCCUAUUUACCUAUGAAUAGGUUGACUCAUUUUUUAUUUCUAGCGGGUAAAAUGGGUAAAAUCAAAAUAACGGGGGGGGGGGGGGGGGGGGGGAUGUUGAACGGGUCCAAGCAGGUACAAAGUGGCGUGAACUAGAGAGAAACCAUUGUGGUUAUCUUGGAGUGCAAAUGCUCUAAAAAGGUCAGACAAUCAUCCUAUACAAAUGAUUUGUUUGGUGUUUCAGUUACCUUUUACCAACUGGGCCUUUUGGCCAAAUGACGAAAAUGAAUACUCUUUACUGUAAUGAUGUGUGAUUAUGUAAAUGCUCAUGAAGGACAGACUGUCCAGAAAAAUCACUAUUUUUUGGAUAAGUAUGACCAGCGAGUAAAAGCUGACUGAAAUCCCGGUGAUAAAAAAAAUAUGGCAGGUGUAUUGUUGCGGUGGCAUAUAUCUUUACUUGAUAGUACUGAGAAUCAAACACGGCUAGAAAAUAAUAAAUUUUGGAAUGUCAUUACUAACCCGUUAAAUAAAAGGGUCAUGUUUGGGUUGGGCGGUUUCACCCGUUUGGCUAAACAGGUUGACCCGCUAUCCCUUUUGGCACAUUAUUACACAACACUCCUAACCCAUUUGACUCGGUCAUGUUUGGGAAUUCAGGUUACACGAUUUUAAGUGUGUCCCAACUUAUAGGGUUGAUGUCUUUAAACUUUAAAGCGAAUAAAUAUAUGGGUCGUGUUGGGGUUCAGUAUUACAACCCACCAACCCGACAUGAGUGACACCUGGGCUGAAUUGUAAGCUGUCUGGUGUUAGUGUCGGUAUGGUGUCUCUUUCAUGACAUCCUAUGAAAACAGCUGCUCCAGGUACAUGGGUCACUUUGGAUCAGAUUUAGAAGCCUCUAAUGUCCGGCUGUCCCAUUGGAUUAGACGUGUGGUUGGCGAUGGCAAGUCAAUCUGGUUUUGGAUUGAUACAUGGGCUGCAAGUUUUCCACUAAAAGACAUGUUUCCUUCACUGUUUAAAUCGGAAGCUGUCAAAGAUCGUGUCAUGCACGAGUGUUAUUCCAUUCAAAAUGAGUACCCCCUACACGAGUGUUAUUCCAUUCAAAAUGAGUACCCCCUGGCCCAUGAGAAGCUCCGCCAUUGAGCGUGAGUGGGAGAACUGGUGUUGACGGGUAACUGGUUUCUAUACACAACUAUCUGCGAUGCAACGCUAGGGAUCUACUCUGUUCUUCAAUAAAUUUUAUGUUAAGUGAGCCUUUUACCCUUUUACAAUAUGAACUGUUUAGGAUCCAGUAUCUCCAAAGAGUCUUUUCUUAGUUUUAGGUCAAGAAAAGAGGGUCAUUAUUUGGGCCACUUACCUUAAUCGCUAAUGUGCGGGCCUGUGUCAAUUGCUAUUACCUAGAGGUGAAUAUUGGAACUGGUUUUGAUCUCGUAUCAUCCGGCAAGUAUACAAGAGUGUGAAGAGACUGAUUUGAACGAGUUUUUAAAGCUUUCAAGCUCGGUUUCGGGUUUUGGCUAAAAGGGGUUAAAAAUUAAGAUACACGUAAAAGGUAGCAUGUUAUUGAUGUUUGAAGCUUGUAACGACUUAUGGGAUGAUUCUAACGCAUCUCCAAUAAAAAAAAAGUUAGGAUCUUGAGGUUAAGCAAGUUUGGGUCUGAAGAAUAUCUGCCACUAACGAGACUUAGGGUUUUCUUAGCUAACCAAGUGUUCACGGGUCGGAUAGUACGUGUUGAUCUGUAAAGGAGCCAACUCUCGGUUGAGUUCUAGAUGCCCUCUUUUUUUUAAGAU